AUGCUGUUUUGUUUUCGCCUAUAUGGAAAACUUUGUAAACUUUUGUUUUCAUUUCCAUUUUGUAAAUUUCCGUUCUGUUUUGAUGCUGCAGGUAUCUCACACAAUACGCACAUCCACACAAAACCCCAGCGAAGAAAAAGAGAGGAAAUUAGCCCCAAAGCGUUCCCUCUAGUCUCCCAAAACCCAACACUGUCGGCGGCGAUGGCUGACUCGGCAGCGGCUGCUGCGGCGGCGGCGGCGCAACCGGCGACAGUGGGCCAAGCCGUGAUCCCGCUCGUCAAUAGGCUGCAAGACAUCAUGGCGCGGCUGGACGGCGACGCCGCCGCCGGCGUGGAGCUGCCACAGGUUGCGGCGAUCGGCGGGCAGAGCAGCGGCAAGUCAAGUGUGCUGGAGGCGCUCGUCGGCCGCGACUUCCUCCCGAGGGGCCCCGAAAUCUGCACGCGCCGCCCCCUCGUGCUCCAGCUCGUGCGCCACUCGGCCCCCGAGGAGUGGGGCGAGUUCCUCCACGCCCCCGGCCGCCGAUUCGACGAUUUCGAACACAUCAAGCGCGAGAUCCAGUCGGAAACGGACAAAGAAGCUGGAGGUAACAAAGGUGUCUCUGACAAACAGAUUCGUCUGAAAAUCUUCUCACCAAAUGUAAUUGACAUCACAUUGGUUGACCUCCCUGGAAUUACAAGGGUUCCGGUCGGAGAUCAGCCUAGUGAUAUUGAGUCAAGAAUAAGAACAAUGAUCAUGCAAUACAUUAAGCAUCCAAGCUGCAUUAUCUUGGCCGUCUCACCCGCAAAUGCAGAUUUAGCUAAUUCUGAUGCUCUUCAACUGGCACGGCUUGGUGAUCCUGAUGGAUCUCGUACAAUUGGUGUUAUCACCAAGUUGGACAUCAUGGACAGGGGUACUGAUGCUCGUAACUUUUUACUGGGAAAUGUAAUCCCCCUCAAGCUUGGUUAUGUAGGUAUUGUGAAUCGCAGCCAAGAGGACAUCAACUUUAACCGAAGCAUCAAAGAUGCACUUGCCUUUGAGGAGAAGUUUUUCUCGACUCUACCUGCUUAUCAUGGUCUUUCACAAUGUUGUGGUGUUCCUCAAUUGGCCAAGAAGUUAAAUAUGAUUCUACUAAAGCACAUCACAGAUAUGCUUCCAGGUUUGAAAUCUCGAAUAAAUGCUCAGUUGGUAGCAGUUGCCAAGGAACAUGCUGCAUAUGGUGAUACGGCAGAAUCGACGGCUGGUCAGGGAGUCAAACUGUUGAACAUAUUGGGAAAAUAUUGUGAAGCUUUUUCUUCGAUGGUGGAGGGGAAAAAUAAAGUGUCAACAGAUCAGCUUUCUGGUGGAGCAAGAAUUCACUACAUUUUUCAGUCAAUUUUUGUCAAAAGCUUGGAGGAAAUUGACCCUUGCAAGAAUAUAAGCGAUGAAGAUAUCCGCACGAGCAUACAGAACUCUGACGGUCCAAAGGGGGCUAUGUUUCUGCCAGAGGUGCCUUUUGAGAUUCUUGUGCGAAAGCAGAUAGGCCGUUUGCUUGAUCCAAGUCUUCAGUGUGCCAAAUUUAUCUAUGACGAGUUAGUCAAAAUUAGCCAUGGUUGCUUAACUAGUGAGCUGCAGAAAUACCCAAUUCUUAAAAGACGGAUGGGUGAAUCAGUUAGCAAUUUCUUGAGAGAUGGUCUUCGACCUGCGGAGACAAUGAUAACUCAUAUUAUUGAAAUGGAGAUGGAUUACAUAAAUACCUCACAUUCAAGCUUUGUUGGAGGCAGCAAGGUUGUUGAACUUGCUAAGCACGAAGGUCUAUCUUCGAGAGGACCAACUUCACUAUCGGUUCACAAGGAUGGUGUUGGUAUAAGUUCUGAGGCGCAGCUAAAAUCUUCUACUGAGAACAAUGUACAGAUCAAAUCUGAAAGAGGUCAAAAGUCACGUGCUGUUUUUGCAAGAGAUACUUCCAGAGGAGCAACAGCUGAGAAGGGAUUUCAGCCUGAUACAGAUGCAGGAACAAGUGUGGCAGGUGGAGGCCAGAAUGGUCACUCACUUGUUAGUGGGAGUUUGUCAAGCAUGUCAGAUCCUCGAGGUUACAGCCUCAAUAGCUUAUACUCUAUGAUUCGGUUAAGAGAGCCACCGAGCACCUUGAAACCAUCAGAAAACAAGACUGACCGGGACAGAACAGAGAUAGCUAUUGUGAAGCUUUUGGUCAAAUCUUACUAUGACAUUGUCAGAAAGAGUAUUGAGGAUGCGGUUCCCAAAGCUAUAAUGCAUUUUUUGGUGAACCACACAAAGCGGGAGCUCCACAACGUUUUAAUUCGGAAACUGUACAGGGAGAGCCUACUUGAUGACAUGCUGAGGGAAACAGAUGAAGUACUUAUCAGACGGCAGCGUAUUCAAGAAACGCUCCAAGUUCUUGAACAGGCACACAGGACGCUUGAGGAAUUUCCUCUUGAAGCUGAGAAGCUUGAGAGGGGCUACAGCAUCUCUGAGUAUGGCACUGGCCUGCCGAAAAUCCCUGGACUCAGCAAUCGCAAUCCUAGGGGAUCCUCCCUUAACUUGUACAGUUGA
Molecule: messenger RNA, 2529 nt
Organism: Triticum turgidum subsp. durum (durum wheat)
Lineage: Eukaryota; Viridiplantae; Streptophyta; Magnoliopsida; Poales; Poaceae
Source: the annotation of a GenBank genome assembly